Molecule: messenger RNA, 2109 nt
Organism: Gigantopelta aegis
Lineage: Eukaryota; Metazoa; Mollusca; Gastropoda; Neomphalida; Peltospiridae
Exons: 3
Coding region: 106-600 (164 amino acids)
Biological process (GO): regulation of transcription by RNA polymerase II
Cellular component (GO): nucleus
Molecular function (GO): RNA polymerase II cis-regulatory region sequence-specific DNA binding; DNA-binding transcription factor activity, RNA polymerase II-specific
Source: RefSeq, a predicted model, not a curated record
GCUGGAACUACUUUUUUCGUCUAUUUUGGUGGAUAACGCUUUUCUCCGAGGCGUGGUUUCGUCGGCAAAUGACAACACAUCAGCUGUUCGCUUCCACAAACCCGAAUGCGUAAAAUGGCUGCUACGCCAGAUUCGAAAGCGGAGAAUGGUGUUUUGGACGAAGUGUUCAUACAAGAAGUGUUUGACACCGGAGAUGACAUACUGAUCAAAGCGACUUUCAAUUCCUACUUUAGUGGUCGUUUGACGCCGCUGUUGAAGGAGGAACUCAAAUGUCGGAUUCAAACUCGGAGGCUCUCCGAGGGGAAGGAUGAGCUUCAGGUGGAGUUCAAAGCCCCGGUCAAAAACGAGCCUCGCCCAGAAGAAUUGGCAAAACUCGACAAAAGACGAGAACAGAACAGACGAGCGGCGAGGAAGUUUCGAGAGAAGAAACGAUCUGGAGCAGACGAUCUAGUCAAGGUCACAGGUAAACUCGAAAGUGAGAACAAUGAACUUCGUAUCGAGAUUUGUCAGUUAAAGCAGGAAAAAGAUCAACUCGCAACGAUUCUUACCGAACAUAUCAGGCUGUGUCACGUGAUCAACCUCGACCACUCGCCUCCAUGACGUGUGGCCCGGACUCCGCCUACUUCUUUUACACCUGUAUUCGCUUCUAACACCAUCAAUUCGGACGAAGACAAUUUGUCAAACUGGUUUACUGUAAAACAGUGUCCAGUGAUCUCAACUAAUCCACGUAUUGUUUUGUAUGCCAUCUGAACAGUAGCUUAGUAGUGAUAUUAGAAACAUAAUGGGGAACCAAAUAUUAAGUAUAAAUUACGUUGUAACCGAAACGAAACACGUUUUACCUCUACUGAAUCUGUUAUAUACCUCAGGUGUUGCAUAAACACGUUCACCCUGAACAAGGGAGUCGCUUUAGGACUGAGAUGAUCAUAUGGAGGUGGGGGAUGUUUAGGAGGGAAUUUCUUUUCGAAGUUCAGACAUAUUAAUAACAUUAUAUAAUUUGGAUUAAUUUUAUUUUUUAUUAUAUUUUAUUUUUAAAGAAAAGAUGAAAAAACACAUUAAAAACACCAUUGCGUUGCCUUUAUCCAUCCCCCACCCUCUACUUGGUUAUUUCUCGAACUGCCCGUCAUUUGAACAAUUUGACAAAGGGUAAACGUAUUUAUAUCUAGGUUCUAUAUCUCUCAUCGGUCAGUUUUAAAAUAUAGGAUGUGAAAGUAUCACAUAUAACAUAUCUAAAAUAGAAAAUCAAAGUUGAUUUUACAAGAUGCCAAGAAAAGAUCAUUAGAUCGAAAAUACGAACCCACGAUAAUUAAUAAUACUAUUGUAGUACAGGCGAUUUACAAGUAUUUUUGUGAUAUAGUCUAUUAAUUGGCUAUCAUGUAAAAUUAUAAAAUUAAGUUUACACUUUUUUCCUUGUUAGUAUGUUAAUAUGCAGAAAUAUAUUAAUAUUAAUUAAUGUGUCAUUGGAUUUUGGCCACAAAUUCGUGAAUUUUUAUGCACCUUGUCAUUAGGUUAGUACAAGAAAAGCCACUGUCAUUUUUUUUCAUUUAAGAUAAAGGUAUAUGGUCCUCUUACAAUUAUCUCUAAUAUUUCUGAAUAUAAUUAAAGGCGACGUCACACAAUACGAGUGCCUCUUACGCGAAUAGCCAAUGAAAUCGUAAUGUUGUCUGUCACAAUCGGUUAUUCUCGCACUAGGGACUCGUAUAGUGUGGCGACGCCUUUAGUUUCUUGCUUCAAGUAGUAAUCUUUUUUACAUCUAGUCAUGCCAAUGUAUUUCUUGGUUUUGCACAGCGACAUUUGUAAUUGUUACCUGUAGAGAAGUUAAAAUUUCAUGUUCGUGAUCAUUGGAAGUCUUUUGAAUUGUUUCAUGUCCUGAAGAUUCAAUUGGAAGCAUUUCUAAACAGUGCUUACAAAAAUACAAUAUCAUUAAGAUCAUAGCGUGAGUAAAAUGGUAACACCAAAACACUGCCGUAGCCAUAGAGGGGCCAUGGGGGCCAUAUCCCAAUCAUACCUUUUUUUGUCCCCACCAUUUUUUUAUAUUUUCCUUUCAUCCCGUAUUAAUUUACCAUAGUUUGACACCCAAUAGUCAAUGUAUUUUUUUCGUGGUGGGGUGCC